UUUGGUAUCGAAGACGUACUUCUGGUUCAACAAAGUGUUUGGAAAAUAUUACCAUUAUGCAUUUCAAAAGUGCUGUUAUCUUUUGUGCGUUAUACUUCGUGACGAUGACACAAAGCAUCGGACUCACUAGGAAUAUAAUCAAUAGGAUUGUAGUUGAAUUCGAAAGAGUCGAAAACUCUAUAGACCAAAUUUCUCCAAAUGAAAUCGAAGAAAUUAUAAAAGAUAUGGGCGUGCAGGAUUUGUCAGGUUUUACAUACGAAGCAGAUACAAAAGACGGUCGAAAAGUACAACAACUUUUGGUACUUUUGGCCCAAACCGAUAAGCCAUCUGACCACUGGCUGAAACGGAGAUUAUCAAGCCAAGAAGUAACUAUUUACUUGAACCUGUUCGAAUAUCAUGACCAAAAAGGAGGCGAGUUUGAUGGUCUAAUUAACUCCAAGGAAUUAAACAAAAUCGUUGAAGCUUUAAAUUUAAAUGAAAGCGAGAAACAAAUGUUGACAGGACGAUUCGAAGGUGACCUAACAAUUAACUUUGCCGAGUUCAUACAAGCCUUUUUUGAAAUAAAACCACAGGGCAAUGGUCUAGAAGAGAAACAGAUUGAUGAGCUGAUCCUAAUUAAAGAUGAUAAAGAAGAUGGCGCUUACAUUAAGACUACUAAAAUAACACAGUUUUUCAUAGGGUUAUCCAUAGUUAACGGCUUGGAUGAGAAACUGGUUUUUGAUCGCAUUCAAUAUUCUGCUUUGGAGUUGCAAGAGCUGGUGCUUGUUUCAGCAGAAUACAACAGAUCGGCCGACAAAAAAACUGGAACCGUCUAUUCAACAGAAAUAGUUAAAGAAGUGUUAGCGGAUUUCCAUCAGUUCGACCAUAACCAGAACGGUAAAAUCUGUAAGCAUGAAGCUAUACAUAUUGAGAGGAUGUAUUUCCCGAAAAAGAAAAACUUUGGCUCUCUCAUUGACGCAUAUGAUACCGAUGCCGAUGGAUUGUUGGACGUUGCGGAAUUAUUCAGGUUGAUGUUUAAGGAGCGUGUAAUUGUUGUUUAACGCUAAAAAGGUUGAUGUGUUUUUGCUGAAUUAAAUAUUAUAUUAAAUGAUUUCUAAACGAAUAUUCUUUGGGAGUGCUUUAAUCAUGGGUAAUAUAUUUGAAAUUUGAUGUUUUAUGAUUCUUUUCAAAAUUGUAUAAUUUUACACAUAUAUUUUAUUUAUUUAAUGAUUUUAUUAAAUGU
Molecule: messenger RNA, 1222 nt
Organism: Adelges cooleyi (spruce gall adelgid)
Lineage: Eukaryota; Metazoa; Arthropoda; Insecta; Hemiptera; Adelgidae
Exons: 9
Coding region: 57-1040 (327 amino acids)
Molecular function (GO): calcium ion binding
Source: RefSeq, a predicted model, not a curated record